This is a messenger RNA of Suillus bovinus, 1046 nucleotides long. RefSeq lists its product as uncharacterized. Lineage: Eukaryota; Fungi; Basidiomycota; Agaricomycetes; Boletales; Suillaceae. The transcript has 2 exons. The record is from RefSeq and is a predicted model, not a curated record. The coding region runs from base 1 to 660 and encodes 219 amino acids.
AUGCAGGUUGGUCUUGUACAACCACGCGGGUCCUGUGGGCGAUCUGGACUCGAAGGAUGCAAAAUUCAGGUCAAAAUUAGCGCCACUGGCGUCAUUUCUGUCGCAACACGCUGCCCAUACCACACUUACUUCAGGUGGGCGAGCGCCGAUGCUGGAUCAAAGAAUCGACCAUCUCGCAACGUGCCUAUCAAGUGCGAGUUGUGUCACCCUACUCUUGCGCCCGUUACAGGCAAGAAAUCCCGCGCUGGUGCGCCAUAUGUGGACGCGAUAUGGCGUUACAAUAUGAUCGAUCAUCUCAAUGAGACCCACCCACAGUAUGCACAUCCCAAGAACACCCACGGCCAUCCUCUCCCACCAGACAUUCUAAACUCGUUCACUCUAACGUCCCUGGAACAACGCGAAGCUGGUAUUCCUGAAGUACACUGGCUCGCCCCUCUAUUCGACGGUGAUAAGGAAAACCACGCUGGACCCAGCUCCCGCAAGCGGAAGUCCAACAACGCCGCCAACGGAAAUGCUAAGAAGGGUGGGUUACUGAACUACAUUAGUCAGUGUCUGGAACUUACGGAUCGCACGCCUCUUGGUAGUGCGAGCGCUAAUUCCUUUACCAAGAGGCGAGCAAUGCAGAUGAAUGACACGUGGGAAAUUUUGCUGUGGAUCUAGGUCAUAAUUUCCUAAUCCCGCUUUCUGUUAGACAAGCGAUGGUAGCAACUGAGAUCUGGGCUUAGCUCUACGUAUACGCGCUAUAGCGGGGUUUCUGGGAAACACCGGUUGGAGGGGAAAAUGCGUUCAUGCACUCCCGCAGUUUGUGGGGUGUGUGGGAUUCUUUACUACCUCGGUCGCAGACAAUCCCGCUUUCAAAGGCAGCUUCAAAAUGCCUGCCAACAAUCACGGUUGCAAUGCCCAUUGUAAUGGUACUGAGAGGACCGAACCGGUCACUACGCACAAUACUGACUAUUGAUACCUAGUAUUCAUUUCUAGGUCAGAUUAUUGUUCCCAGUCUUCGACUUCCGAGACUGAGAAUUUACAUACAUUCAAGUUCAUUUAUA